Molecule: messenger RNA, 1074 nt
Organism: Aspergillus ibericus CBS 121593
Lineage: Eukaryota; Fungi; Ascomycota; Eurotiomycetes; Eurotiales; Aspergillaceae
Product: lytic polysaccharide monooxygenase auxiliary activity family 9 protein
Exons: 2
Coding region: 1-1074 (357 amino acids)
Source: RefSeq, a predicted model, not a curated record
AUGUCUGUCGCUAAGAUUGCUGGUGUCGUCCUCGGUUCGGCCGCCCUCGUCGCUGGCCACGGUUACGUGUCGGGUGCCGUGAUUGACGGCGAGUACUAUGGUGGAUACAUCGUUACCUCGUACCCUUACGAGAGUGAUCCCCCGGAGACCAUCGCCUGGUCGACCGAAGCCACUGACCUCGGCUACGUCGAUGGUACUGAGUACGCGGAGGCCGAUAUCAUCUGCCACAAGAGCGCCAAGCCCGGUGCUAUCUCCGCUGAAGUCAAGGCUGGUGGCACGGUUGAGCUGCAGUGGACCACCUGGCCCUCCAGCCACCACGGCCCCGUCCUGACCUACCUUGCCAACUGCAACGGUGACUGCUCCGAUGUCACCAAGACCGACCUCGAGUUCUUCAAGAUCGACGAGAGCGGUCUCAUCAGCGACACCGAGGUCCCCGGUACUUGGGCCACUGACAACUUGAUCUCGAACAACAACAGCUGGACUGUGACCAUCCCCUCCACCCUCGAGGCUGGCAACUACGUCCUGCGUCACGAGAUCAUCGCCCUGCACUCUGCUGAGAACAAGGAUGGUGCCCAGAACUACCCUCAAUGUCUCAACCUGAAGGUCACUGGCAGUGGCAGCUCCACCUACUCGGGUACCGCCGGUGAAAGCCUCUACAAGGACACCGACGCCGGUAUCCUGGUCAACAUCUACGAGAGCCUGAGCUCCUACGAUAUUCCCGGCCCUGCUAUCACCUCGACCACCUCCGUCGCUAGCGCUACCACUGACGCUGCUUCCGUUGUCACUGAUGUUGCUACCACCGUCCAGACUGCUGUCGCCACUGCUUACCAGACUUCGACUGACGUUGUGCAGGUCACUGUCACUGGCAGCUCCCCUCAGCAGACCCACGUCCAGGUCACCACCUCUAGCGCCGCUGCCUCCUCCCCCAGCAGCUCCAGCGUCUCCGUCUCCAGCGACAGCAGCCUUACGAGCUACUUCAGCUCUCUGAGCGCCGACCAGUUCCUCAACGUCCUCAAGGAGACUUUCUCUUGGCUGGUCACCGAGAAGGUGCACGCCCGUGAUAUCUCCGCCUAA